UUGUGUUCAACAGAAGAAAGAAACUCAUACAGGUUUGGAACAACUUGAGGAUACCAGCAAACAUGGCCACCCUGAGCUCGAAGCCAAGCUUGCGUUACAGUGUGUCUGACUGGGCAACUGACAAUAAACAGAUCUCGGAUGCUGCUGAGCACAAGCGCAAUAUUUCACAUGAGAUACGGCAGGCAGGAAGAGCUCUGCGUAAUGAGACGGCCAAUAAGACAAACUGGGAUGAGUAUGACAGUAGCCGGCGACUGAGUGACAGAAUCAAUGACAUCACACGCUGGAAAGAGAAUCUGAAAGCCUGUGCACAGGAAGUGGAUGCAGAAAUGGAUGCACUAACUCUGUCCAAGGAGGAGACAGAACGAGCCCUUGCUGCCACUGUUCUGCCCCUUGAAGUCACUACGGAGUGCUUGACCCUGAGGGAAGGCCGUCGUGGCAAGGAGCUGGUCAGUGACCCUGUAGAAGCUGAACUUAAGAAGGAAGUAGAGGUGAUUGAUGGAGCACAACGCAGCCUUCAGCAGUGCAUCGAUCAGGCCUUUGAACAGCUGUGUCGUCUACAGGAAGCACGGCAACAGCUGACCAUUGACCUUCAGGAUAAAAUCGAGGCCCUUGAUGUGGACAUGUCAUGCUUGUCUCUCACUAUACGGUCACCUGAGAUCUCCCUGAAGCCCAACCCCACAAGAGUGCCCCCUGGUUCCACAACUCCCCAGCAGUGGGAGCAGUUCAGCCGAUACAAUAUUACCCGAGCCAAAGAAGAGAUGCAGGCCUCUGUGCAGAUAAGAGAGAAUAACAGCAUCACAAGAGCACAGGUGCAGAAUGAGCUGGAAGCCCAACGAAUGGCUGUGGAGUUUGCGCUCCGUAAGCGAACUCACCACCAAGAACAAGCCCAUCAUGAAAUGCACUGGCAGCUGAAAACUACUCAGGAUGAGAUUGCUGAGCUGGAGAAGGAUAUUGGUGGCCUGGAGGAGGACCUGCAUGCCAAGAUGGCUCCUCUAAAGCUGGUCCACACCCGUCUAGAGAACAGGAUAAAGAGGCCCGGCAUGGACCUGUGCAGAGAUGAGGUACAGUUUGGUUUGGUGGAUGAAGCCAAACAACUGGAAGCCACCAUUUUAGCACUGAAACAGAAGCUGGCACAGGCUCAGCACUCUCUGCAGUCUCUGAAGCAGCAUGAAGCUCAAAUGAUAGAGGAUCUGUCCCGUAAGCAGGAUGCCCUGUCGUUGGAGCAGCGCAGCAGCCAGACCCGCCUGCGUCUUACUCUUGGGGUCCAGACUGAGGGUCUGCGUUCAGCUGUGGUGCCUCUCACCAACUCUAGUGGCAGACACAAGCUGGACCUCGCUUGAGUCGAUGUCCUGAUUCUUACCUCAUACUUAAGGUGCAGUCACAUUUACUGUUGCUCAGCGAAAUUUCACAGGCCAAAUCCAGUUAUUUUAAUAGGAAUUUGUGUGUUUUUCAUGGAAAAGAUUUUUCUCAUUUUGGUCAUGCAAAUUCACUGUGUUUGUGAACAGAAAGCUGUUUAGUUUGAAAGUGAUGUCUGUGUGAGCUGUGCUUUAUACAUCUCUAUGCUAUUGACAAUGGGAACUGCAAAACUUUGCUGAAAUUUUGCAAAUCUGACUGCAAAUUUAAUCUUAAGCUUCGUUCAGACUUCAGCCCAAAACCAAUGUUUGUGCAUAUCCGAAUAGAAUCUGAUUGUAUUUAGCAAGUGUGAACGGCCAAAAAUGCGCUUUUUAAGAAUCUGUUUUGAGCUACAUUCAUAUGUGGUUUGAAAUAAGCGUUGAACAACUUCAGAUUUUUUAAAGUCAACAUUUAUGUGAUGAAAGUCGAGUCAACGUCGACUAGUUGCUGAUGACAUCAUCAAUGAACAAAUAAGCCUGAGACUCGAACGCGGGUCAACUUGUGCACAGCUAUGGCAUAUGACAGCGCUGCCCACAAGGCUAUUGCUCCUUCAUAACAGCUUAUUUUUAUCAGUGCUUUUGUCUUUGGGUUGUUAUAUAUCUCACAGAUUUCUGCUUGUUCUAAAUCAGAUACAGAUAAAGUAGUACUGUAAAGAUUACAUUUAUAUGAAUGCAUUAGUAAGAGAGCGAUUGCAGAUGUGAAUUAAAGGAUUAGUCC
Molecule: messenger RNA, 2109 nt
Organism: Megalobrama amblycephala (Wuchang bream)
Lineage: Eukaryota; Metazoa; Chordata; Actinopteri; Cypriniformes; Xenocyprididae
Gene: tekt2
Product: tektin 2 (testicular)
Exons: 10
Coding region: 63-1340 (425 amino acids)
Biological process (GO): cilium assembly; cilium movement involved in cell motility
Cellular component (GO): nucleus; microtubule cytoskeleton
Source: RefSeq, a predicted model, not a curated record